AUGCGCGAAGGCGAGGGACCUAGUCCAUUCCUCGACUUAGAUAUCGAUAUCUUAACUGGAGAGACCCGCGUGGACUAUAAACUCUUCAGAAAACCCUUCAAUCACUUCAUGCGCAUACCAUGGGAAAGCUCACAUCCGAUCAUCGUAAAACGUGCCAGAUUUCAAGGAGAGCUAACCCGGAUAGCCACCUGCUCGUCUCGGAAGGAAUUCUACAAAACGGCAGUAGCAGAGUACGUGGAACUACUCACCGCGCGUGGCUAUCCUCGUCAAGUGUUACAUUCUUGGACACAAAAUGAAGUCGAAAAGAGAUGGGGCCUCGCCAAAGAUAAAAAAGAAUCUGAACCACAAAGGCUCGCCCCGAUAAUCUUCAAGACGGAAUACAAUGACGUAUGGAAUGGAGUUGACAUUAACAGUGUCAAGGCUACGAUACUGGAGACAUGGAAUGAGCUGACAGCGACGGAUACCACCGAUCGCAAAUUCGCAGAAGCCAUCCGUGUUCAAAGGUUCAUAAUAUCGUACAAGAGAACACGUAACCUCCAAGACGACGUGUCUAUUCUUAACGCCAAACUUUCUCGAAUGCACAUAGAUGACUUCAGAGAAAUUGUUGAUCGGGGUGCAAACGACCUCGCAGACCUAUUCGUUGCUCAAAGCCGGGAGGACGAUAGGUUAACUGAUGAAGACGAUAUAAUGUACCAACCUCUAGUACCCUUUCGCGAGGCGAACGACAGUGGAGCUGAAUAA
Molecule: messenger RNA, 741 nt
Organism: Morchella importuna
Lineage: Eukaryota; Fungi; Ascomycota; Pezizomycetes; Pezizales; Morchellaceae
Exons: 1
Coding region: 1-741 (246 amino acids)
Source: RefSeq, a predicted model, not a curated record